AUGGAAAUGAGAGAUUUGGCUGGAGCUGGAGGUUGUGGAGGAGGUUUAGGUGAAGGUGGAGGCUUUGGUGGUGGUGGAGGAAGAGAUGUUGGAGGUGGUUUAGAUGAAGGUGGAGGCUUUGGAGUUAGUGGCUUGGAAAACGGCUUCAAUAAGAUGACUAGGUUAUUGGCUCUCGCUGAUCUCGAUAGGAUCACGGCUUUUGGUCUUUUGGCCGAAGAAAGUCGUGGCACGAGGCUGCUCGUGACAACCAAGUCUAAGAAAAGGAAGCAACUUCGGGCCAAUGAGUCUGAAUCCGAGCCGGAGCGUGUGGCCGUUCAGCCCGAGAGGUCGCAACCUUACCAGGCAUUUCAAUCGGGAGGGCCUCUCGGGGGCGCGACUGGUAUUACCAUCACUCCGGAGGGUCUGCGAACUAGGCAAAGGGAGGCCACGGAUCUUGGGAGGAGUCCAGGCAAGGAACCAACGGACGAGAAGCUACCUGCUGCGAGGCACGGGCACACCCGUGUUGGACUCUAUGGGACAACUUUUGGAUCAUUUGCAGCAGAUGGUGUUUACCCUACUGGAGUGCCAGCUCGCGAAAGCGUUCAAGCAGCCCUGCUCGCCAUGCACUUGUCCUUGCAGAAGGCUCAACUGGGGGCUACUGAGGGGCUAGUUGAGCUGAGAGAAGAGAACGUACGGCUUAAGCGAGACUUAGAAGCAGUACAAGCAGAGAAGAACCUAUCCACCAUUCAGAUGAAUCAAUACCUGUCUGAGAGGAAUGCUGUGCUUCGCUCGGUGGAUUUCCAGAAGGCCGAGUUGGAAAAGCGAGGAGAAGAAGUUAAAGAGCGCCAAAGGAUAGUGGCCAGACUCACCAAGGAGGCUGGAGAGAAAGAACUAGAGCUACGAAUGAACUCUGAGCGGGCUUUGCGAGUAGAGCAAGAAAGGGCACAGCUGUGGGAAACCAUUGAGAAGUAG
Pistacia vera is the source of this 951-nucleotide messenger RNA. RefSeq names its product keratin, type I cytoskeletal 10-like. The coding region runs from base 1 to 951 and encodes 316 amino acids. The transcript is spliced from 4 exons. The record is from RefSeq and is a predicted model, not a curated record. NCBI's taxonomy places the organism in Eukaryota, Viridiplantae, Streptophyta, Magnoliopsida, Sapindales, Anacardiaceae.